This is a messenger RNA of Hibiscus syriacus, 378 nucleotides long. RefSeq lists its product as uncharacterized. The record is from RefSeq and is a predicted model, not a curated record. The transcript has a single exon. The coding region runs from base 1 to 378 and encodes 125 amino acids. NCBI's taxonomy places the organism in Eukaryota, Viridiplantae, Streptophyta, Magnoliopsida, Malvales, Malvaceae.
AUGGCGUUCUCAUAUGGAAGCUUUGGGAGCUUCGUUUUCAAUGGCCAAAUCUGGUCAUCAAUAGCGAUCAUUCGGGAUGCUAAAUCUUGGGCAAGCACUAUUAAGAAUAACCAAAAGAUCGUUGCUCCUCGAAACGGUGUUGGCAACAAAGGUGGCCAUUGGAACCCACCGAGAGCAGGGACCUUUAAACCGAACACCGAUGGUGGUGUGAAUCCCAUGACGAUGAAGCCGUCCAGCGGUGGUGUGAUCGGAGACUGCAGAGGAGACUGGAUUGUUGGUUACACCAGAAAUAUUGGCUGCUGCUCAAUUUUACAAUCUGGAUUCUGGGGGUUCUUGAUGGCCUCGAGGUUGCUUGGGAACGAGGCCUGUAGCAAGUGA